AUGGUGUUGGCUAAAUCCAAAAAUGCCGUGGGACUGGGUAACAGUCUCAUGAACGACCGUUUCGGCAAGGGCAAGGCCGCGAAGGAAAAGAAGGCUUCGCACAACAAUGCCAUUGCGCGAAAGAACAUGGACGGCGAAACCUACAUCACCAACGCCGCUACCGAGGCUUCAUGGGUGAAGAUGCGCUCUAUCACCGAGCAGGCCGCCCUCGACGAGUUCCUCAGCACCGCCGAGCUGGCCGGUACCGACUUCACCGCCGAGAAAGUCAAUAACGUCAAGAUCAUCCACUCCGAUCAGAAGAACCCAUACCUCCUGUCCGCAACUGAAGAGAGAAACGCUCAGAAGAAGCAACAAAAGAACAAGAGUCGCUUGACUGUGCCGCGUCGUCCCAAGUGGGAUUCCACCACUACACCCCAGCAGCUGGAGAUGAUGGAGCGCGAGAGUCUUUUGGACUGGCGACGUGGACUGGCAGAGCUGCAGGAGUUCAAUGAUCUGUUGAUGACCCCCUUCGAGCGCAACUUGGAGGUUUGGCGUCAGCUGUGGCGUGUCAUUGAGCGUUCCCACUUGGUGGUUCAGAUUGUCGACGCACGAAACCCGCUCCAGUUCCGCUCGGAGGAUCUGGAGAACUAUGUCAAGGAGAUCGACCCUCGCAAGAAGAACUUGCUGUUGGUCAACAAGGCUGAUAUGCUGACCCUCAAGCAAAGAGAGGCUUGGGCCACCUACUUUGAGAAGAACAACAUCAACUUCCGUUUCUUCUCUGCUCACCUUGCCAAGGAGAAGAUUGAGGCUGAGCUGCUCAAGGAGGAGCAGGAGAAGCAGGGACAGUCGGACAGUGACGAUGAGGACCUGGCUGAGUCUACCAAGGCUCUCGAUGUCGAAGAUGACGAAUCCGAGGAAGAGAGCGACCAAACCCAAAAAGAAGAGGCUCUCGCUGUGCUCGCCGACCCCGAACAAUCCCUGGGCGCACACAUUCUGGAUGUGGAGGAGCUAGAAGCACUUUUCUUGGCAAAUGCGCCGGAACUCGACCAAGAUUCCGAAGGAGCCUCUAAGUACAAGACCACUAUUGGUUUAGUCGGUUACCCCAACGUGGGUAAGUCCAGCACAAUUAACGCUCUUCUCGGUGCCAAGAAGGUGUCAGUGUCUGCCACUCCCGGUAAGACAAAGCACUUCCAGACCCUGUACCUAUCCCCAGAGAUCAUGCUGUGUGAUUGUCCCGGUCUGGUGUUCCCCAACUUCGCCAGUACCAAGGCGGAUUUGGUCGUGAAUGGUGUGUUGCCCAUCGAUCAGCAGCGCGAGUUCACCGGUCCUGCUGGUAUCGUCGCACACCGUGUCCCUAAGCAUUUCUUGGAGAACAUCUACGGUGUGAAGAUUCACACUCGCCCCAUUGAGGAAGGUGGUACUGGAAUUCCCACUGCCAGCGAGAUGCUACGUGCCUAUGCCCGUGCUCGUGGUUUCUCCACUCAAGGUUUGGGUCAGCCCGAUGAGUCGCGUGCUGCCCGUUACGUUCUCAAGGAUUACGUGAACGGAAAGAUUCUUUACGUCCACCCUCCCCCAGUUGAGGAAGGCGAGGAGCCUAUUAAUGCGAACGAGUUCAACAAGGACUUGUAUGAUCUUGCCCAUCUCCCUGAGCGUCGCCAGGCUGUGCUCGCAAGACACGGUGUUGAUCAGGACGAUUUGGAUACCGAUAUUUCUUCAUUUGUCUCCAAAGAUGACGGAAGACCGGGUCCUCGCUCCCGCAACCUCGACAAUGGCUUCUUCGGAACCGCCACUGGUCCUUCCGCCGGUCGUAUGACCCUGCCAUUCCAAGCCAAGCACACCGCUCAAGGACAAGAGAUGCGCCAAAAUCUUACAGGCCGUAAGGAACGUAUGAUGAUCGCCUUGGAGCGGGGCAUUGAUGUCUCUGAAGUGCGGGGCGGAAAUGGCAAGAAACAUUUCAAGGCCAACAAGAAGCGGGCGAAGCACGUGCGCAACGUCCCUGCUGAUGACGACCAUUACUAA
This is a messenger RNA of Penicillium verhagenii, 1998 nucleotides long. RefSeq names its product ribosome biogenesis GTPase LSG1. Gene Ontology annotation, biological process: ribosomal subunit export from nucleus. The coding region runs from base 1 to 1998 and encodes 665 amino acids. Gene Ontology annotation, molecular function: GTPase activity; GTP binding. Gene Ontology annotation, cellular component: cytosol. NCBI's taxonomy places the organism in Eukaryota, Fungi, Ascomycota, Eurotiomycetes, Eurotiales, Aspergillaceae. The record is from RefSeq and is a predicted model, not a curated record. The transcript has a single exon.